Nelumbo nucifera (sacred lotus) is the source of this 4754-nucleotide messenger RNA. Its product is annotated as RNA helicase, ATP-dependent, SK12/DOB1 protein. Gene Ontology annotation, cellular component: Ski complex. Lineage: Eukaryota; Viridiplantae; Streptophyta; Magnoliopsida; Proteales; Nelumbonaceae. Gene Ontology annotation, biological process: nuclear-transcribed mRNA catabolic process, 3'-5' exonucleolytic nonsense-mediated decay. The record is from RefSeq and is a predicted model, not a curated record. Gene Ontology annotation, molecular function: RNA helicase activity; RNA binding; ATP binding.
UGAAAGUUGAAAACUUGAAACCAUGCUUACAAGAUCAUGUGAUUUAUUGCAAAUUUUAGGGUUUGAGCAAAAAGAGGAGACAUGUUAGACGUAACAUUGAAAAGUUGAUGUGCAUGGGAGUAGGCUUUGUAAUUAUAUCCGAAAAUUUGGGGGAAACAGCGAAAUCUCCAACAGCUCAAACGCAGGUUUAAACAUUGCUCUUUCGAGUUGCACCUGGUUCACAAUGAUAUGCAACUUUUCCCGGUUCUCACUCAAAACCCCCGCGAACAUGGAAGUCUUCCAAACAGAGUCCGCUACUGGGCAUAUUGCAGUUUCAGUGAACUAGAAAAAAAAAAAAAAGAAAACGAAAGAAGUAAAUGCGAUACAUGGAUCGGAUAGUUGCAGCAAAUGAGCUCGCUUUCAGAGUUGGAUUUUCUGGUCACAGCGGACACCUCAGACUCGAGCCUCUCCCGCCGAACGAACGGGAGAAUCCUCUUAAAGCUCUCCCUGAUUUCAUUAUCCCUCCAGCAUUCCCACCGGAGACUACUGAAUCUGUAAAGCAGUACCUGGAGGAGAAAUAUCUCUCACCAGAAUUGGAUCCCAAUGAAUUUUCUCCGGAAAAAGAUGGAAGGCAGUGGGAUAUUGAUUGGUUUGAUAAGGCCAAAGUGCAUUUGGAGCCCUCAUUGCCACGGUCUGUGGUGGUUCCCACAUGGGAAUUGCCAUUUAGACGCUCAAGGAAGGGAACUGCUCAAGAAAUAUGGGAACCCAAUUCAGUGCAGGUUGAGGUGUCAGAACUAAUGGAAGGGACUCAAGAUUCUGGGCCUUUGCCACGCAUGCCUGGACCAGCAAAGGAUUUUGUUAGAGGCAGCAUCAACAACCGUCCUUUUCGUCCAGGAGGUUUACAGGAUUCUCAAUAUUCAGAAAGGACACUUCCGGUGGGUGCAUGCAAUGGUGACUGGGUACGUGAAAUUUUAGAUGGUGGUCCUCCACAGGUCAUUCCUCCAAGUUUUAAGAGAGGAUUGGAUCUUGGUGGUCUCAAGGCAUAUUCAUCCUCAUGGAAGAUCACCAUGGACCAAAGUUUAGUCAAGAGCUCAUCAAAUGAAAAGCUGAUGGGGCUGUCUGUACAGUUUGAUGACUUAUUCAAGAAAGCUUGGGUUGGCGAUGUCACUGAAGAAUUAGGUGGAGAUGAUUCUCAGUCAGAAGGUGAAUCAGUUAAGAUGGUAGCUGCAAUAGAAGAGGAGAAACAUUUAUCCAGUAGCAUCCCUGAAACUGAAUCUUCACUAUUAGAUGAGAUACUUUUGGCUGAUCCAGAUGGAUCAGCAUCGAAAUCCAAUGAAGCUAGUGGGACAAGUGGACAACAGCAUAAAGAGGCUUGGGCUGUUAGUGGAGGGAGUGAAGAGAUUAUAGAUCAUUUUUAUGAACUUGUUCCUGACUUGGCCCUCGAUUUUCCUUUUGAGUUGGAUAAAUUUCAAAAGGAGGCUAUAUACUAUCUUGAAAAGGGGGAUUCUGUUUUUGUAGCAGCUCAUACAUCAGCCGGAAAAACAGUUGUUGCAGAAUAUGCAUUUGCUUUGGCAACAAAGCAUUGCACCCGGGCUGUGUACACUGCUCCAAUAAAGACUAUAAGCAACCAGAAAUACAGGGAUUUCUGUGGGAAAUUUGAUGUUGGUCUUCUUACUGGGGAUGUUAGCUUGAGGCCUGAGGCAUCUUGUCUUAUCAUGACAACUGAAAUAUUGAGGUCAAUGCUCUACAGAGGUGCUGAUAUUAUACGUGAUAUUGAAUGGGUUAUAUUUGAUGAAGUGCACUAUGUCAACGAUGUGGAAAGAGGUGUUGUCUGGGAAGAGGUUAUUAUCAUGCUCCCAAGACAUGUAAAUAUUGUUCUUCUUUCUGCCACGGUGCCAAACACAAUGGAAUUUGCUGAUUGGAUUGGUCGGACAAAGCAAAAGAAAAUCCGUGUUAUUUGGACCUCUAAAAGACCUGUUCCUUUGGAGCACUGCCUAUUCUAUUCCGGAGAACUGUACAAUAUAUGUGAGAAUGAAACCUUUGUACCUCAGGGAUUGAAAGCUGCUAAAGAUGCGUACAAGAAAAAAAACUCAAGUGCAGUUGGAGGUGGUUCUGGAACAUAUUUGGGGUCUGCAGCACCCCAUGGUGGAGCUCGAGUCCAGCAACGUGAAAAUCAUAGUCGUGGCAAACAACAAAAGCAUUCUGGAGCCCAUAGUGGAGGCAAUUUUUCAGGGUCUGGAGUGAACCAGAACAAUUGGGGGUCAAGAAGAUCGGAAGCUUCUCUGUGGCUGUUGCUUGUGAAUAAACUUUUAAAAAAGUCCCUUUUACCUGUGGUUAUUUUUUGUUUUUCAAAGAAUCGAUGUGAUAAAUCAGCAGAUAAUAUGACUGGAACAGACCUAACGAGUAGUUCUGAGAAAAGCGAAAUUCGUGUUUUUUGUGAUAAAGCAUUUUCACGCUUGAAGGGGUCUGACAGGAAUCUUCCUCAGGUUGUCAGAGUCCAAAAUCUUCUCCGUAGAGGAAUUGGCGUGCACCAUGCAGGGUUACUUCCAAUUGUUAAAGAAGUUGUUGAAAUGCUUUUCUGCCGUGGUGUGAUCAAGGUGCUAUUUUCAACAGAGACAUUUGCAAUGGGUGUUAAUGCCCCAGCAAGAACAGUUGUUUUUGACACUUUAAGGAAGUUUGAUGGCAAGGAAUUUAGACAAUUACUUCCUGGGGAAUACACUCAAAUGGCUGGCCGUGCUGGACGGAGAGGACUUGAUAAAAUUGGUACAGUAGUUAUAAUGUGUCGUGAUGAAAUCCCAGAGGAGAGGGACUUGAGACAUGUAACAGUGGGAAGUGCAACAAGGCUUGAAUCUCAAUUUCGGCUCACCUACACAAUGAUCCUGCAUCUCCUUCGUGUUGAAGAGUUGAAGGUGGAAGACAUGUUGAAGAGAAGCUUUGCUGAAUUCCAUGCUCAAAAGAAACUUCCAGAAAAGCAACGACUUCUUAUGGUGAAGCUUGCUCAGCCUACAAAAACCAUUGAUUGUAUAAAGGGUGAACCAGCAAUUGAGGAAUACUAUGAGAUGCUGACAGAAGCUGAUAAGCACAGAGAUCGUGUACUGGAUACUGUCAUGCAGUCUGCACAGCAAUUUCUUUUACCUGGCCGAGUUGUAGUCAUUAAAUCAGAAAUAGCCCAAGACCACUUACUUGGAGUAGUAUUGAAAGCACCAUUUGCUGCUGCUACUACUAAGCAGUACAUUGUUCUAGUAUUGAGACCUGAACUGCCAUCAUAUUCAGCUAGUGAUAAAUCACUAGAGAAAGAAAAUAGUAAUUCUCAACAAGGUUAUUAUAUUGCUCCCAAAUCAAAACGUGGUCUAGAUGAGGACUACUUUACAAUUGCUGGUUCUCGCAAAGGAUCAAGUACUACAAAUAUCAAUAUCAAAUUACCACACCAUGGUAGUGCAGCUGGUGUAAAUUAUGAGGUCAGAGGAGUUGAGCACAGAGAGUUCUUAAGCAUAUGCAACUGCAAAAUAAAAAUUGAUCAAUUUGGGCUUCUUGAAGCAGUCAGUAAUGCAGCAUACUCAAAAACAGUUCAGCAGCUAUUAGAUCUGAAAUCUAAUGGAAAUAAAUAUCCUCCAGCCCUGGAUCCAUUAAAAGAUCUGAAGCUGAAAGAUGUUGAUCUUGUGGAGUCGUACCACACAUGGAAUAGUUUGUUGCAAAGGAUGUCUGAAAGCAAGUGCCAUGGUUGCACAAAAUUGCAGGAGCACAUUAUCUUACUAAAAGAAAUAAAUAAACACAGAGAGGAAGUUAAUGCACUGAAGUACCAAAUGUCAGAUGAAGCACUUCAACAGAUGCCAGACUUUCAGGGCCGGAUUGAUGUACUGAAGGAAAUUGGCUGCAUAGAUGCUGAUCUUGUAGUUCAGAUCAAGGGACGUGUUGCAUGUGAAAUGAAUUCUGGGGAAGAGUUGAUUUGCACAGAGUGUUUGUUUGAGAACCAACUGGAUGAUCUGGAACCAGAAGAAGCUGUAGCUCUUAUGUCUGCCCUUGUAUUUCAACAGAAGAACACUUCUGAGCCUACUCUUACUUCCAAGCUAGCACAGGCAAAAAAGAGAUUAUAUAAUACUGCAAUAAGACUUGGAGAACUUCAAGCACAAUUCAAAUUGCCGAUAAGCCCUGAGGAGUAUGCACAAGAAAAUCUGAAGUUUGGCCUCGUUGAAGUGGUUUAUGAAUGGGCAAAGGGUACACCAUUUUCAGACAUAUGUGAGCUUACAGAUGUUCCUGAAGGCCUGAUUGUAAGGACCAUUGUACGACUGGAUGAGACGUGCCGCGAAUUCAGGAAUGCAGCAGCAAUCAUGGGUAAUUCUGCAUUGUACAAGAAAAUGGAAACAGCUUCUACUGCCAUCAAGCGUGACAUUGUUUUUGCAGCUAGUCUGUAUAUUACCGGGGUGUAAUGUGGUCUUCGUAGCUGCUUUGAAUAUUUUUGCCUCGAAGGCAAGAGCAGCACAAACACGUCUUGGAGUUUCCAAGGGAACAACCAAGAGCACCAAAAAAAUUGCGUAGAGGCCACAGCUUGAAGCUCCAAGACCAUGCUCGUAUUCUUAUGUACACCCAUAAAGCAAAAAAAGUACAAAGAGGACAAAAUAUGUUCUGGUUACUAAUGUCAAAAUUCAGGCUUGAUGGUGUCCACAAAGCCAUAGGCUGAAUGUUCCCUUGUAUAUUGAAAAUGUAAAGGAUUAAAUAGUUUUAACUGGAUCAAAGCUAAUCGCUAUUUUUUAAUGAUUGUGAGCGAAUUGAGGCAA